CAAAGAGUGAGCGCAUGAGCGUUUAUUAAUUUGGUUAUUUAUUCUUAUUUAUUUGAAAAUAUUAGGAUAAAUUGAUCAACAUGAACUCAAUGAAAAGAAAAACUAGAGCCCGUAAAAGUCUUUAUUGUCCAAUGACAGGAACUAGUCACCACAGGGGAAGUGACGUUUUUGGCAGCUCACCAAUCAGAAGGCAAGCUGUGGAUACGCGAAAGCGAAGGAACCUUUGCGUUUUGAGUGUUAUUACUCGGUUGACAUCAGUUGAAUGAUGUAAUGUAAUGUCUUUAUUCUGACGGAAUAUGCUUUGCUUUAUUUACGUGAGUAUUAACUUAUGGGAUUGAUUAAAUUCUAUGGCGAUAAACUGUUGAGAGUUUCGUUUUCAUAUUAUAUACACGAUGGCGAGUUUAAAAAAUAACCUAAAGGAGCAACUGGAGCGACACAGCAAUGCUGCACACAACAAGCUGUCAUUGCUUAAACCAAAGCCUGGGGGGUUUUGUUUUAAAAAGAAGUCACCAUCUGGUAUCACCAAACAGGACAUUCAUCAAAAGGUAACUGGUGCAAAUGUCUUAACAAACAGGAGCGUCAAUGUUCCACACAACUUUGAAGUAACAAAAACUCCUGUGACAUUUCUGAAGAAGCCCGAGAAAGCAGCACCCAAAGUCAACUUCUUCACAGCUCCCAGCAUACGGAAAACAAUGACUGUUAACCCAUUAGCCAACCCGUUUGCUAUGAGCAAACCACCUCUUGUCCAGUCUACCCUUAAGGUUUUGCCGAAAUCUACCAUCUUGCCAGUGGACUCCACUAAAGACCAAACUGUGGGUGAACUCAAGACUGACACCUCUCUUUCCACUUCCAUUAAUGACUGGGACGACUUGGAUGAUUUUGAAACCCCGGUUAAGGAAAGAGUAGUAUCGCCUAGUGCUGGGACCUCUACUAAAAAGCUAGGUGUAUUGGCCCAGAACACGUCCCCAAAUUCCUCUUGUACUAAGAAAGUUGACACUAGUUUAAAUGGCAGUUCAGAGGCCACAACUGACCCAAAGGACGUCCUGCCAGCAGCUGAUAAAAUUAGCACAGAAGCUCCUGAGAGAGAGCCAGAAGACUCGCCCAUUAAAAAGACCAAAAAACGCAAGACUUCAGCCCAGCAAAAGUCAUUAAUGAGUGACACAGAGGAUGAAGAGAUUAUUGACUGUAUUCCACCUUCUGCAAAAGAGGAAGAGAAGACUGAAACAACAGAUCAGAUGGCUGCUGCUGCUGAAGAAGGAAAAUGGGCUGAUAGAGAUGACAUCAUAGACAUUGAUGACUGUGAGACAGAUUACUUAUAUGAUGACUAUGAUAAUUUCAUCCCACCGUCACCUGUUCCUGAGGAUCCGAGUCCAUCCUUCUCAAAUAAAGACAAAAGUUCAUCCCAUCCUGGUACUAGUGCUGACAUAAAGGAUUCACCACACGGACCUGCUCCACGCUUGUCAGCAUCCUUGGAUAGACCUGUCAAAGAAUCAAAAGGAACAGAUGAUGCUCUCUUCAGUAUUAUGGAAUCUAUUUGCCGUCUGGUGGACACCAUUCCAGAACAUGAACUUAUAGAUUUGACUUGUGGUUCAGAGUUAUUACUGCAGAGAGCCCACAGGAAAAAGAUUCUUGCUAAUGCUGCAUCAUCGAGAACAUCUCAAUCAGACAGACCACCGACUCCAUAUUGUAGUGUAAACAGGCAAAGUUUGGUUCUCACACCAUCUAGUCUGACAUCAUCGAUGACUUCACUGACAUCAGAAAAAGGACAAAAUGUCAGAACUGGCUUUCAGUUUCGUAAGUCCAUCGCCUCUGUCAUGUCUUUGGAUAAUAACAGUGUAUUUGAAGACUCUGACUGCAUUAUUAACGGAGUUGAAACACCUGGAGGUACCUGGAAGCCUGACAGCGCAAAAACAGAAGCUGCUGGGGACACCUUAAACAACAGGUCAACUCCCACUUUGAGGAAGUUUGAAUCAAAGUCGGAAAAAUGCUACUCGGGGUUGUCAUUCAAUGAAUCAAACGUUCAGAUUGUGGAUGAAGAAAAUGUCGACCUGUUCUUUUCUCCCAAAAAACCAACGGACCAUUACAAAUCUAAAACCAGCACGGCAAUAGCUAAUGGCACAAAUUCUCGAGCAGACACCGAGCCAGACGACUUCCCAAUCGAUGAUUUUGAUAUUGAUGACUUUGAUGAGACCGAUAUCCCAGAUUAUUUUGAGGAAUCUCAUAGUGUCCUGACAUCAAAGGGCAACUCUGGUGCUAUGAUGUCGUCAUCAGUCCGGGAAGGAGGGGCUUUAAAACCUUUGGAGAGAAAAAUAGUUCCCACACCAGCACCACAACCUACCAGAACUAAACAACCUGAACCCACAUAUAGAAACCCAGCUCAUGAUCGCUUCAGAGGUUUCAACUUCCCUCAUAGCCCAGAGAUGAUGAAGAUCUUUCAUAAGAAGUUUGGUCUUCAUCAGUUCAGAUUUAAUCAGCUGGAGGCCAUUAAUGCCACUUUGUUAGGAGAAGACACAUUUGUACUCAUGCCUACAGGUGGCGGUAAAAGUCUCUGCUAUCAGCUUCCUGCUUGUAUAUCUGCAGGAGUGACCAUAGUUAUAUCACCUCUAAAGUCUCUCAUAGUUGACCAGGUCCAGAAACUCACCACACUAGAUAUCUGUGCAACUAGUUUAUCAGGGGACAAAAGUGAUAGUGAGGCUGCAAGAAUCUAUAUGCAGCUGUCUAGAAAGGAUCCUACCAUCAAACUGCUUUAUGCCACUCCUGAGAAGAUAUCUGCAAGUGGAAGGAUGAUCAGUGCCCUUCAGAAUCUGUAUGAAAGAGGUCUGCUGGCUCGCUUUGUCAUUGAUGAGGCCCAUUGUGUCAGUCAGUGGGGUCAUGACUUCAGGCCAGACUACAAGCGUUUACAUGAGCUCAGGCGAAAGUUUCCCAAUGUUCCUAUAAUGGCCCUGACAGCCACUGCCACUCCUAGAGUUCAGAAGGACAUCCUUAACCAGCUGACAAUGACUCGUCCUCAGGUAUUCACUAUGAGCUUUAACAGGAACAACCUCAAAUACUCUGUUUUGCCCAAAAAGCCAAAGAAGGUAGAUGAGGACUGCAUUCAGUGGAUCAAGAAAAACUAUCCACGUGGCUCGGGAAUUGUGUACUGCUUGUCUCGAAAUGAUUGCGACACUCUGGCUGACAGUCUUCAGAGGGCCGGGAUUGCAGCGCUUGCUUAUCACGCUGGACUAAGCGACAGUGAUAGGGAAUAUGUCCAGAACAAAUGGAUCAACCAGGAUGGUUGUCAGGUUAUGUGUGCCACCAUUGCAUUCGGCAUGGGAAUUGACAAGCCAGAUGUGCGUUAUGUAAUUCAUGCCAGUCUGCCUAAAUCAGUGGAGGGUUACUACCAGGAGUCAGGCAGAGCUGGUCGAGAUGGAGAGAUGUCCCACUGCGUGCUCUUCUACUCAUACACUGAUGUUAUCCGGAUCAAAAGACUCAUUGCUAUGGAUAAAGAUGGCAACCAUCAAUCUAAAGCAACCCACAUCAGCAACCUGCACAGUAUGGUGCAUUUCUGUGAGAAUGUGGCCGAGUGCAGACGAAUCCAGCUGCUGGCGUACUUUGGCGAGCACACGUUUAAUACAAACUUCUGUAAAGAGCACCCUGAGGUCAUCUGCGACAAUUGUGCCAGACCAGACAAAUACAAAUCAAGAAAUGUCACAGAAGAUGUGAAGAAGAUUGUGAGGUUUGUGCAGGAGAACUGUGAGAAGGUUGGAAACCGAUACGGCAAAACCGCCCAGCAGAACCGACUCACCCUGAACAUGCUGGUUGACAUAUUUCUGGGCUCUAAAGCGGCUCGGAUCCAAUCCGGGAUGUUCCGGGUGGGAGCAGCGUAUACCAAACACAAUGCUGAGAGACUCUUUAAGAAACUGGUGCUUGAUAGCAUUCUGGUGGAAGACUUGUACAUCACCAAGAACGGCCAAGCAGUGGCCUAUAUAUCGGCAGGGCAAAAAGCCAUGAAUGUGCUGAGUGGCAGUAUGCAGGUUGAAUUCAUUGAGACAGAGAGUGCUUCCAGCAUCAGAAAGCACAAAGCUUCUGUGAUUGAGAGUGUCUCUAAGAGAGAAGAGAUGGUGAAGAAGUGUCUGGAGGAACUCAAUGAUCUGUGCAAGAGACUCGGCAAAGUCUUCGGCAUCCAUUACUACAACAUUUUCUCCACAGCCACGCUGAAAAAGAUUGCAGAGACGCUCUCAGCUGAUCCAGAGGUUCUUCUGCAGAUCGAUGGCGUGACUGAAGAUAAACUGGAGAAAUAUGGAGCUGAGUUUAUUGAACUGCUACAGAAAUACUCGGAGUGGCAGCUGCCUGCUGAGGAAAAGUCUGAGAGCUCUGGAUGGAUCGACACAACCCGAGGCCAUCAGAACGAUGAUGAAGAUGAUGAUGAUGAAGACGCAACGGGCGACAGCACAUCAUCGUACUUCAGAAAGUCCUCUGGACGAGGACAGAAAAGAAAGCAAGGGUCUUACUCCAGAAAACCUAAAAGGAGGAAAGCUACUAACCAGAAUUCCUCCUCUAAAGGUGGAUACGGCAAUAACUGGUCUUCAUCGCGAGGCGGAUACAGAGGUGGGAGUCGCAGUGCAGGCAGGGGCUCCAGCAGGCCACCUCCGUCGGCUCAAGCAGGAAAGAGGCCUGGUUUCAUGGCUUUGCCCACCCCACAAAGUGCUGCGCGCCCAUUCCUAAAACCAACAUUCUCUCAUUUAUAGUAAGCUAUAUGAAGUGUCACAAUAUUUUGAUUUUGUAAAUAUGUACUACUACUUGUACAUUUUAAACAGGUUUUUUUUUAAAUAAAUAUACUGUUGUAUGGUUUAUAUUUGUAA
This is a messenger RNA of Misgurnus anguillicaudatus (oriental weatherfish), 4841 nucleotides long. It is a transcript of the gene blm, whose product is annotated as BLM RecQ like helicase. The record is from RefSeq and is a predicted model, not a curated record. Gene Ontology annotation, cellular component: chromosome; cytoplasm; nucleus. Gene Ontology annotation, molecular function: DNA binding; ATP binding; 3'-5' DNA helicase activity. NCBI's taxonomy places the organism in Eukaryota, Metazoa, Chordata, Actinopteri, Cypriniformes, Cobitidae. Gene Ontology annotation, biological process: double-strand break repair via homologous recombination; telomere maintenance; DNA replication.